Myotis brandtii (Brandt's bat) is the source of this 2169-nucleotide messenger RNA. It is a transcript of the gene COLGALT1, whose product is annotated as collagen beta(1-O)galactosyltransferase 1. Lineage: Eukaryota; Metazoa; Chordata; Mammalia; Chiroptera; Vespertilionidae. Gene Ontology annotation, molecular function: procollagen galactosyltransferase activity. The transcript is spliced from 14 exons. Bases 1 to 2001 code for a protein of 666 amino acids. The record is from RefSeq and is a predicted model, not a curated record.
AUGUUGGACGGGGCAUCAAGUGCGGGUCCCGCGGAGGCAGUGGGUCGCAGGUCAGACACUGAACUCCGUGCCUUUAAGGCGUCCGGAGGCGGGGCCUGGAGGGCGGGCCCAGAUGCCCGAUUCCAGCCAGGCGCUCUCCUCCCCUUUAAGGCGCGGCAGCGGCGGGACUCCGACGGCCCCUUUAAGGCUCCCGGGAAGGGGAGCCGGGGCCGCCAGGGCGCGGCUGUGGCCCCCAUUGCACCUCCCCAGCUCUCUGGGCUCCGCGUCAAACUAGGUUCCCAGGUGUCCCUCUUCUCUACUCCAGACUCCCUGCCUGGAUCACCCAAGCGCACGGUUGAUGUUUCAGCAACGUUUGUUGAGGUGGCGGUGUUCAUAGGAGAGACUGGAGGAAGGGUGGCCACAGACCACAACUCAGACAACACAACGGCCGUGCUGCGGGAAUGGCUGGUGGCCGUGAAGAAUCUGUACCACUCGGUAGAGUGGCGGCCGGCAGAGGAGCCCCGGUCCUACCAAGACGAGGAGGGCCCCAAGCACUGGUCCGACGCGCGCUACGAGCACGUCAUGAAGCUGCGCCAGGCGGCCCUGAAGUCUGCCCGGGACAUGUGGGCUGAUUACAUCUUGUUUGUGGACGCAGACAACCUGAUCCUGAACCCUGACACGCUGACGCUGCUCAUCGCCGAGAACAAGACGGUGGUGGCGCCCAUGCUGGAUUCCCGGGCUGCGUACUCCAAUUUCUGGUGUGGGAUGACUUCUCAGGGCUACUACAAGCGCACGCCUGCCUACAUCCCCAUUCGCAAGCGGGACCGCCAGGGCUGCUUCGCGGUCCCCAUGGUGCACUCGACCUUCCUGAUCGACCUGCGGAAGGCAGCGUCCAGGAACUUGGCGUUCUACCCUCCACACGAGGACUACACCUGGGCCUUCGAUGACAUCAUCGUUUUCGCCUUCUCCUGCAAGCAGGCCGAGGUCCAGAUGUACGUGUGCAACAAGGAGAUGUAUGGCUUCCUGCCAGUGCCGCUGCGGUCACAUAGUACCCUCCAGGAUGAGGCUGAGAGCUUCAUGCAUGUGCAGCUGGAAGUUAUGGUGAAGCACCCCCCAGCAGAGCCCUCCCGGUUUGUCUCGGUGCCUACCAAGAUGCCUGACAAGAUGGGCUUCGAUGAGGUCUUCAUGAUCAACCUGAAGCGGCGGCAGGACCGGCGGGAACGCAUGCUCUGGGCGCUGUGGGCGCAGGAAAUCAAGGUCCGGCUGGUGGAGGCUGUGGACGGCAAAGCCAUGAACACCAGCCAGGUGGAGGCACUGGGCAUCCAGAUGCUGCCCGGCUACCAGGACCCCUACCAUGGGCGGCCCCUCACCAAGGGAGAGUUGGGCUGCUUCCUCAGCCACUAUAACAUCUGGAAGGAGGUCGUGGAGAAGGGACUGAAGAAAUCGCUGGUCUUCGAGGAUGACCUGCGCUUCGAGAUCUUCUUCAAGAGGCGCCUGAUGAACCUCAUGCGGGAUGUGGAGAGGGAGGAUCUGGACUGGGACCUCAUCUAUGUGGGCCGGAAGCGGAUGCAGGUGGAGCACCCCGAGAAGGCUGUGCCCCGCGUGAGGAACCUGGUGGAGGCCGACUACUCCUACUGGACACUGGCCUACGUCAUCUCCCUGCAAGGCGCCCGCAAGCUGCUGGCGGCCCAGCCGCUCUCCAAGAUGCUGCCCGUGGACGAGUUCCUGCCAGUCAUGUUCGACAAGCACCCAGUGUCCGAGUAUAAGGCCCACUUCUCCCCUCGCAACCUGCGCGCCUUCUCCGUGGAGCCUCUGCUCGUGUUCCCCACGCACUACACGGGGGACGACGGGUACGUGAGCGACACAGAGACCUCGGUUGUGUGGAACAACGAGCACGUCAAGACCGACUGGGACCGUGCCAAAUCCCAGAAGAUGAGGGAGCAGCAGGCCCUGAGCCGAGAGGCCAAAAACUCGGAUGUGCUCCAGUCCCCGCUGGACAGCGCUGCCCGGGACGAGCUCUGAGGGGCAGUGGCCACAGCAGCCUCCGUGUGCUUGCUGGGGACAGCAGGGCCCCUGCGGACCCUGGCAGGCCUUGGAGGGCUCUCCAUGCAGGGUGGUGGCCAGCCAGCUCUUGCUCAGCAAUCUUGUACACACAGGCAGCAUUAAUGGAGUGCCUACUGUAUACCAGGC